Messenger RNA from Akanthomyces muscarius, 858 nucleotides. RefSeq lists its product as uncharacterized. NCBI's taxonomy places the organism in Eukaryota, Fungi, Ascomycota, Sordariomycetes, Hypocreales, Cordycipitaceae. The transcript has a single exon. The coding region runs from base 1 to 858 and encodes 285 amino acids. The record is from RefSeq and is a predicted model, not a curated record.
AUGGCUACUGCAGCAGACUACGAGCGCCUCGGCGUCUGGGCCGAACUGCUCAACCCAGACGCCAACAUCGACCGUCGCGGUUCCAAACGCGUCGUCGAGAUGCAAGUCCUCUCGCUCGGUCUCCCCCGCACGGGCACCUUGUCCAUGCGCGAGGCCUACUCCAUCCUGGGCUACGAACAGCCAUACCACUACGCCAGCAUCGCCACCAACUGCAAGGACGCCGACAUGUGGAACGAGGCGAUGCGCGCCAAGUUCCACGGCAGGGGCAAGCCCUACGGCCGCGCCGAGUUUGACCAGCUCCUCGGCCACGCGGCGGCCAUCACGGACACGCCCGGCUGCGUCUUCUGGGAGGAGCUCGUCGAGGCGUACCCCGAGGCCAAGGUGGUGCUGGUCGACCGCGACGAGGACAAGUGGCUAGUGAGCGUGGGCGGGCUGAUUGACGGUGCGCUGAAUCCGUUUGGGCAGUACGUGCUGCGCUUCACGGAUCCGUUCUGGUGGGGGAGGAUUCUAACGUGUGGCCGGCUCUGGAUCGGCGGCUACUUUGGGUCCGUCAACCCGUCCACGGCCAAGGCGAAUGCGCGCGCGGUGUAUCGCAAGCACAACGACGCGGUGCGCAGAGCAGUGCCGAAAGACAGGCUGCUAGAGUACAAACUCGGGAGUGGGUGGGAGCCGCUGUGUAAAUUUCUCGGAAAGGAGGUGCCUGAUGUGCCGUUCCCGCACCUCAACGAAGCCGAUGUCCUCGCUAAUGCAUUUGGAGCGGCUAUUGGUAAAUCGCUGAGGAACUCUGCGCGCAACAUUCUGAUAGUCGUCGGUGUUGCAGGAGGUGCCGCAUGGGGCUUGUCGAAGAUGCUUUCCUAG